GAAGACUUGGCCUUAUAUAAAGAAAACUACAGCGGUAUGGGGAGCAGUGGUCUGAGAAAUUAUCCUUCAGAGCUUGAGUUGUUGACCAUAAUUUCUUCAGACUGGAACAAUGCUGUGUCUGAGGAGCUGUUCAGAUGUCCGCAGAUGGCUCACCUUUGCGACCGGUCUAGUUGAAUGCCUGUGUUUUGCUGGGGCAAUAUUCGGAUGGGCGUCCCUUGUUUUUGUUCUUAAAAGUGAAGGAUAUUUCAGCUCAUUGUGUGUAAACUCCACAAUAAACGGCACCCACACACUAGAUUGCCGUGGGCAGGAUGAGCAGUUUUCUCUGGUCUUUACUAUUGCAUCUUUCAUGAACAACUUUCUAACUCUGCCCAAUGGUUUCCUGUUUGACCGCUUUGGGACUACUGUGGCUCGUCUCUUUGCGAUAUUUCUUUACACUAUGGGCACAUUAUUGGUGGCAUUUUCCUCUGCAGUUCUCUCCAACCUGCUAUUUCCAGCUAUGUCUUUUCUGGCAGUGGGUGGACUCUUACUCCUAAUGACAAAUAUGCAAGUGGGAAACUUGUUUGGUGCUCGCCGCUCCACAAUCAUCACACUGUACAACGGAGCAUUUGACUCUUCCUCUGCUCUUUUCCUAAUCAUCAAGCUUUUACAUGAGACCGGUGUCUCCCUCCGCGUCUCGUUUCUGUUUCUGUCAGUCUGUAGUGUCAUUCAUAUGCUCAGGACUUUCUUCCUUCUACCUCGAAAAUUCAUCCCCUACCCACUGCCAGAGCAAUACACUUAUGGGAUUUCCUGUGGCCGAUCCCAGUCUCUGAGUUUAGAGUCAUCCACAGAGAACGGCUCUGAGAAAGCGUCUUCAGAAGAAACGCAGCUAAAAACUGACAUCACUCCAAAACAAGAGAGGAGUUUCCGUGAGUGCCUGCUGUCAUGGUUCUUCUUUUGGCACCUCAUCUGGUUAUCAGUGAUGCAGCUGCGCCACUAUCUGUUUAUCGGCACACUCAACCCAAUGCUCCAGAGGCUCACAGCAGGGGAACCUACACUGGUGAGCCAGUACAUCAAUGCAUUUGCUGUCACUCAGUUGUGUGGAGUUCUGUGUGCGCCCUGGAAUGGCCUCAUCAUGGACAGACACAAGGGCAGACCCCGAGCUCCAGGAGAGAGUGAGCGUGAUGCAGACCUCAGAGCCUCGGUGCUGUCUUUGGCCCUGACGGCAUUUCAGUGUGUGAUGUUUUCUCUGUGUGCAACCAUCCCCUCUCUGCCGCUACAGUACGCCACCUUUAUUCUACAGGUGCUCAACCGCUCCUUUCUCUAUGGUGGCAACGCGGCCUUUAUCAGUGUGGCUUUCCCAUCAUGUCACUUUGGAAAGCUGUAUGGCCUGGUUAUGGCUUUGUCUGCCCUGUUUUCAAUCCUGCAGUAUCCUUGUGUAACACUGGUAAAAGAUGUUUUAAACGGAGACCCGUUUUACGUGAACGUUGGUUUGACCAUUUUGAGUCUUUUGGCUUUCAUUCACCCGAUCUAUGUCCAUCUCCACUGUCGCCGUCAGGCAGCUCAGCGCGCCAACACACUGUAAACACUGUCUGUAUUGUAUGUUCAUUUUACAGUGUUCCUUUAAAGAUGCUGUUAUUAUUAUUAUCAGGAGCAAAAGCUUGAAGCUUAUACUGUUAGAAAUUGGGAAUUAAGCUGGACAUAGCAAAUGUAUUACUAUGUAUCAUGUAUAGCAAUUGUAGCAAUUACUAUGUAUGUGCGUGAGAUUGUAUAUUGUUAACACCUGUUAUUUUUAUGAAUUAUGUUUUUUUAUAUUUGAUUUGAUUAACAAAUUAUAUGUACUUUAAAAAAAAAAUAUAUAUAUAUAUAUAUUACGAUUAUUAUCUGAUAUUUCACAGCAAUUUCCAACUCACCUUGGUUUACUGCAGUGCUUCUCAAUUAUUUUCUGUCAUGCCCCCCCUAGGACGAAUAAAACAUCUCGCGCCCCCCCGCGUGACUAUAGAUAGUAUCAUUUGUCUAUAAAAUUGUUAUAAGUACACCUGUGCGUAACACUGCCACCUUAUAUGACGCCAACAACGCUCGCUGGUUUACUGAAGUAGCAGUCAGGAAAUGCGGGAUGAUUGUCUGCAAUAUUCGGCACGUUUUCGCUGAAAAAUCUCAAGCGGCUUAUCAGAGUGAUUGGGGUGUAAUGUAUUUAAGUGACGCCUUAAUUUAUUGGGCUUCAUGCUGUCCGCUGCCAACAUUUUUAGACACAGUAAGCACACCGGUCUUUCCUCGUCUCCCACCGUAGUCACAGUGAAGCCAAGCGCUACAUACGCUUCAUCAUAUUUCCUCGUCUUAGCUUUUGGGAGAUUUUCGUUUGUGUCUUUAUCUCCGUCUCUCUCCACCUGUCUUCUCAUCCCUGUUAAAUAUUUUUUCAUGGUGU
Messenger RNA from Boleophthalmus pectinirostris (great blue-spotted mudskipper), 2401 nucleotides. It is a transcript of the gene slc43a3b, whose product is annotated as solute carrier family 43 member 3b. Gene Ontology annotation, biological process: transmembrane transport. The record is from RefSeq and is a predicted model, not a curated record. The transcript is spliced from 13 exons. NCBI's taxonomy places the organism in Eukaryota, Metazoa, Chordata, Actinopteri, Gobiiformes, Gobiidae. Bases 110 to 1561 code for a protein of 483 amino acids. Gene Ontology annotation, molecular function: transmembrane transporter activity.